AUGCCUCGUAUAGCAACAGGUAGAGCCAUAAUUCAUCCAAAUACUGGUGAAGUACUUGAUAAUGCUUUAACAUUAUGGUUUCCAGGACCUAAUAGUUAUACUGGAGAAGAUUUAGUAGAAUUGCAUGUACAUGGCGGUACUUCAGUGAUAAGUGGAGUAUUGGAGGCACUUGGUUCUAUUGAAUGUUUUAGACACGCGGAACAUGGAGAAUUCACUCGUAGAGCAUUUGGUAACGAAAAAUUAGAUUUGACUGAAAUUGAAGGACUAGCAGAUUUGUUGAAUGCUGAAACAGAAGCGCAGAGAAGACAGGCCUUACGACAAGCUCAGGGUGGACUUAAAAAUUUAUACGAAUCUUGGAGAAAACAAUUGAUUAAAAAUAUGGCACUUGUAGAGGCCAUUAUUGAUUUUGGUGAAGAUGAAAAUAUUGAAGAUGAUGUGUUUGAUCAAGUUACUAAUCAAAUUAAACAAUUGAUAAUCGAAAUAUCUGAACAUAUGAACGAUAAUCGUAAAGGCGAAAUUUUACGAGAUGGUAUAUUUGUUACUGUUCUAGGUCCUCCAAAUGCUGGAAAAAGCAGUUUUUUAAAUUAUUUAGCUCAAAGACAAGCUGCAAUAGUGUCACCAAUUCCUGGAACAACACGUGAUGUUAUUGAAGUUUCGUUAAAUAUUGGUGGAUAUCCAAUCGUUAUAGGCGACACUGCAGGAUUAAGACAAACUGAUGAUUUGAUCGAGAUUGAAGGAAUUUCAAGGGCAAAAAAAUGGUGUUUAUCAUGUGAAACUGGUGAAGGCUUCAAAGAAUUUUUGGAUGAAUUUGUCAAUCUUUUAAAAACAAAAUAUGAUUCGUCAACUUCACAAGUUGCCCUAAUAACUCAAACAAGACAUCGUGAGAAUUUAAAGGAUUGUUUAAACUUUUUGAAAAAUUCUCUAGAUCAAUGCGAUAUAGUGUUAGCUGCUGAAGAAUUAAGAUAUGCAACAAAUGCUUUGGGUAAAAUUACUGGUCAUGUUGAUAUUGAAGAAAUAUUAGAUGUUAUAUUUAAACAAUUUUGUAUUGGCAAAUAG
Molecule: messenger RNA, 1056 nt
Organism: Entrophospora sp. SA101
Lineage: Eukaryota; Fungi; Glomeromycota; Glomeromycetes; Entrophosporales; Entrophosporaceae
Source: the annotation of a GenBank genome assembly